Molecule: messenger RNA, 5358 nt
Organism: Lineus longissimus
Lineage: Eukaryota; Metazoa; Nemertea; Pilidiophora; Heteronemertea; Lineidae
Exons: 3
Coding region: 199-2484 (761 amino acids)
Biological process (GO): protein polyglutamylation; microtubule cytoskeleton organization
Cellular component (GO): cilium
Molecular function (GO): tubulin-glutamic acid ligase activity; tubulin binding
Source: RefSeq, a predicted model, not a curated record
CAACUGCAGUUUCCUGGCAUCUGUGCGAUGCGAGCUGUCAUUUCAUUUUUGCUUUCAAAGUCCGAUUCCUGUCGUUAUUUUCGAAAGUUUCAUCGCUGGUGCCGUUCGCUAUUAUGUCAGCAGUUGGUCAGUGAGUUGAAACGACACAAACAGUGAAAAUGUCGAGGAUGAUAUGAGAUGACAAGUUGACACCAAAAGAUGACGGAGGAAAAGCCGUUGAUUUUUCGUUUCAAUGAGAAUGGGCAAGGACCAGAUAUCGUUCAUCAAGUCUUAUUGGAGCGUGGUUGGAUCGAAUUUGAUGAGGACCUCCAUGAAGAACAUGAAUGGAACUUCUGGUGGAAGGCGUCUCGGUUUCGUGUGGCUGAAUAUGAUCAGUUGUUGCCAUGGCAGCGGGUCAAUCAUUAUCCUAAGACAACUGCUUUGACCAAGAAGGACAGCUUGGCACGAAAUCUGAAACGCAUGAAAGGUAUCUACGGUGCAAAUCUGUACAACUUCAGCCCAGUUUGUUAUAACUUGCCGAAUGAUUACAAAAAGUUUGUCGCAGAUUAUACGAAAAAGAAGCAGAGAGAUCCGGAGAAACUGCAGCUGUGGAUAUGCAAACCUGCCGACAUGUCGAGAGGGCGUGGUAUAUUCAUCUUCAAAGAUGUAUCCGAUCUUCAGUACGACUGCUGUGCAGUUCUGCAGAAGUACCUCACUAAUCCCCUCCUCAUAGCUGGUUACAAAUUCGAUCUGAGAAUCUACGUUUGUGUGACGAGCUUUCACCCAUUGGGAAUUUACAUCUAUCAAGAAGGCGUUGUCAGGUUUAGCACGGAAAAGUUUGAUCUGACUAAUCUAAGCAAUGUCUAUUCGCACUUGACGAAUACGUCCAUUAAUAAAUUUGGACCGUCCUACACCACUGAUAAGGAGCGGGUUGGACCAGGGUGCAAAUGGUCCCUUACACAACUCCGACAUUACUUCCGCCAAAAUGAAAUAGAUGACCGCAUCUUGUGGUGCAAGAUAACAAGCCUUGUGAUUUUGACGAUUCUUGCGCAGGCAAACCAGGUACCAAAGGCUUCCAACUGUUAUGAACUGUUUGGCUUCGAUAUCAUCAUAGAUGUGAACUUGAAGCCCUGGCUACUGGAGGUCAACUUCAGCCCUGCCCUUGGCAUCGACUGUGCUACUGAUGUCAUCACCAAGAAACCCAUGUUGCAUGAUCUCUUAGACUUGAUGAACUUCUCUCCGACUGAUGGUGAACGAGGUGGCCAGGAUUUCAAGUUUUCCCCCUCUUCGGAUGGCUACCAUAAUAGUCGUAGGCCCAGUGUUGCCAAAGUUAAAAAGGUUCCAGUGAAAGUCAGAAAGCCAAAAGUAGUGGAAAAAAUACAUGCAGAGACGGUAAGCUCAAAAGACACUUUGUGUGACAAUGAAUCUGAUGAAGAUGAACUGGUGGAACCUGUCGUACCAGGGUGCGGGUUACCCUCGGUGCAAAUGCUCAAGUCUCGCCAGUCAAUGAGCAGCAGUUCUGGUUGCUCUAGCGCCGGAAGUUUUGGUGUGAAUAGUGAUGCUCCAUCACAAACGAAUCAAGCAAAGACUCCUUCAUGUAAAUCUUCUAAAAGUGGGAAACCGAGUAGUACUCUGGUGAAUGCUCGAUAUUUGAAGGAGAAUUCUGCUGCUUCGUGUAAGGAGAUGAAUGACUCCAAGCUUACCAAGGAAAUCUCUGUUGUAUCGGAUAGUGCUGUAUCGGGUCUUUCAAGUGAAAACUCUGACAUUGGUGCUGAUAGUGAGAAACUUGCUCAAGUGAAACUAGCGCAAAACGAGCAGAACAUCCUGAGUAAAAGUGUCGGAACUAUGCAGUCAUGUUACGACAAACAUACAUCUAUUUACUCCCCAUCGCAGAUGUCAAAAUCAUUAGUGACUCCAUACACUCCUGGAAGGUCAUUUUCAAAAAAGAAUAGCUCGUCGCAAUCUCCUCAAAGUGGUGCUUUGAAUAUUCGGAGAGCUCGUAAACUUUCUGAACCUAUUCAUCAGGUACGCAGGCCACCACCUUUGGUUCGGCACAACACUCAACCAGCGGGUUUUUCACCAAAUAGAAAUGGCUUGAAACCAAAACAUAUUCUACUCCCUCAUCGCCAGAGAGCCAGUAACUAUUUAUCACCAGUUGCAAGCCUUUCAAUGACCAACAAGUCUUUCAUGAAAAAUCCACUUGCUAUGAAUCAGUUGACACCCAAAGCCAUGUAUCCAACGAUGCAGCAACGUGCUGGUGAUUACUUCCUGGUAUUCCCGUUCAACGAGCAGAUGCGGCGUAUGGGAACGAAUCUUGACAUUCGGGUCGUGGUCCGCGAGGUGCAGCGCAUGGUGAAGGCUAAAGUGAAUGAAGUGAAGGGAACUGGUGACGUUGAAAAGGUCUGCGACACACCACAGCUAUGGUCCCCUGUACGAGCGUCAGAAGAAGAAGUAACCAGUGAAGCUUCUGGCAUGUUUGGUUCUUUGAAUAUGAAGUCCCAGUGAUAACCAACACACGACCAUUUCGAUAACGUACUUGGCGGCGGACUCAACUAGAGCGGUCAUCGCCUGCUCCUCAGCCUCACUCUGAUUUGACUGGAGGGCAAUCGCCUGCUCAACUGCUUCGUAGGAUUCUGCCGGAAUUGUUGGCCAUGCACUUUGUUCACUGUGCACAUGGGAGAAGAGGCUAUGUACAUAACCAUUUAACAUGGAGCGUCACUGCUCAUUCACAAGUGUUGUGCUAUCAUGGCACUUUGCUCUGCGAGUGUGGGAAUAGAUGAUAAGCAGCUAGUAGGGCUCAAUAGUUAUGCGUGAAUCAUCACAUCUGUAUGCAGGAGAUCCUCACAUUGUCAAUAAUACUGUGGGUUAGAAUUCUGCAACUGGUAGCCUAUGUUGUAUUCAGAUAUGAAGAAUCGAUAUGCUGUGACUAGGUUAGCUGAAUGAACUACAAACAAUUCUGUGCAGUUUUGAGGUGUUGAUGUUAGAACUAGUUAAUUGGCUGUUUGCUCCUGCUCACUGUUUACUUAGAGGGUCUUCUUUGUCAUAGCUAAACCAGACUUGACUAUGUCAUUUUAUUGAAGUCUACACCAGUGAACAUGUGAGAACAUAACUCCAAAACAAACAUACUUGUUUUCUUUGAAUAUACGUCUCAUGAUGUGUCAGCACUUUUUAAGCUCUUUUAUUACAAUGCAAGUUUAACUGUUUAUGUCUACAGUUUUUGAAAGAUCUUUUUUCUGGUCAUAAUUGUUAACCCAUCAAGGCUUACAUUCAUGUGACAUUGUAUUUUAAACUUACCUCUCCUAGGUAUCUUUCUAUGUUUGUUUUUUACAAUGAAUGAUGAAUUGUAUUGUAUGUCUGACUGUGAUAUUUUGAUAUGGAUUGUGACUGUCCAAAAAUGAACUUUCAUGUUUAUCAUGACACAUGUUUCACCUAUCUCAAAGCCGGUGGCAGAGUCUGAUUAUCAAUGAAGCUUCAGUUAAUUCUUGUGAGCUCAAAAAAACCGAUGACACCAGUUCUUUAUAUGGCCUGCAGAUAACUGUCUGCAUUAUAUGACACAUUUAAGGAGAGAAGAAACUAAAUUUUCCCACCAAAUUCAUUUUAUCAGAAAAAUAACCAAAAGAAACAGUGUUAUUUUUGAAAUUUUUAUCAAGUGCUAUAAAGUUUACGUAGGCUGGGCUGAUGUCUCACCACAUAAUUGGAUGCAAACAAGAAUGUUCACAUGUAUUUCUUUACAUUUGCUAAUCUCACUGUGAAAGCACAAAAGGCUGCGCAAACUUGAGCUCCACUAAUUCAAAUUUGUCUACUUGGUUCUUAUUUUCUCGUACUUUGAAUGUAAACAAUUUGCGCUGUUAAGGAUUUUGUGCUGUGUUUACUUAGUGGAUAUGUUGAUCCUGUUGUCUGUUGUUCGAAUCGUUAUCAAAGGGGAUGUUGCCCUCGUACGGAAUUGAAGAGUUCAAAUGCAAAGCCACUUAAUGUCUCUUCAAGUACUAAAAUAUUGUCCAGUCCCUCUGUCCAUCUUCGAGAAUACUGUUGUUAAGUGCCUCUAUCACCAUCAUAGCAAGUACAAAUAUAUUGCUAAUUAGAAAAUGUCAUUGCUUUAAAGUACUGUUGUGAUUUAGGCCAUGUAGUCUUUAGAGUAGGAUAGUGGCCUGUAUCAAGAAGAUGUACUCCUCACAUUCUGUUUUACCCAUAGUAGUUGCUUUGUUUGUUGACUGUUUUCAUAAUGAUAUCUUCCCUUAAAAUCAAAUGAUUUCAUCAACUUAUGCAUGUACAAUGUAUAUUUCGAGUAUACUAAAGCUAUGAAAGUUUGUAUGAGAGUGAACACUAGAACCAUUUUUGAUUUGUAUAUUGUCAACGAAGAACACCUUUCCAAGUACCGUAUCUGUUUGAAUAUCUACUAAGCUUGCUAUGCAGUGAAAGACAUGUCAAUAUUUUCAAAGUCACUUUUUUGUCAACUGGUCCCUUGCUCAAAACUCAGUGAAAGUCACCUGCUUAAAAAGUCAGAAAUAAUGAACAAAUGUAGUUGCGAAUUGAUUGAGUGGUUUUGAUACUGUCAAACUCAUCAGAAUGUCAUUGUCAAGUUUUUUAUUCAAAGAUCGUUAUUAUAAAACGUUUUUUCAUAAGAAGUUAUGAAAUAAUAUUUGUAAAGAUUUUAGGUCACUCUUUGUAUUGUUAUGGUGGAUGGUUCACUUGCAUUACAAUUGCAAUUCAUUUAACCAGACAGGCCCUGACCUUAUUUUCAAAGGCCUGGUGCGUUUGAUAUUGGUCAUUGAAUUCUCAAAGGUUUGGUUUGAAAAUGCUACAUUGGGUUUUGAGUGACAUGAGAUAAUCCCAAGCUAGCACUACUGAUCUUUGCACAGUUGCUGUAUCAUAUAUAUGUACAGAAGGUGUUUCUGGGAUCUAUCAGAACAUAAACACAAAUGUUAACAAACAAUUUGUGCCCAUUUUCUAAUGUAUAUCUUUACCACUCUCUACACUGGAACUCAGUAACUAUGAUACUUGCUGGCCCAGAAAUAUCUCGGGAAUCUUUUUCUCUUUAAGAUGUUCAGAAAUCUGGUGAAUUGUACCUAGAUGUAGCUUUCUCGAAGUUAGUGAUGGGCUACUGAUUUCAGUCAUCGUGUCUCUUUAUCGAUUGCACUUCUUAGAUACAUCAGAAACAUGAAAAUGUUAUCUAUGACUUUCUUGUGUACAAUUUCUAGUUGUUAAUUAGAUUCAUAGUGUUACCAUCUUGGGUGGUACUACAAAAAUGUUUUCAUUUCGUCCUUGAUUGAAGAUCUGUCAUCCAAAAAGUGCAUAAUUGCUAACCAUGAUGAUUACUCGUUGUUUUUCUUGGGCAUGUGUGAUAUUGUUAAUAGAAAGCUGACAACGUUGGCUUUCUGU